AUGACCACCAAGAGAAGAAACCACGGACGUAACAAGAAGGGACGCGGACACGUCUGCUUCAUUCGCUGCACCAACUGUGGCCGUUGCUGCCCUAAGGACAAGGCUAUCAAGAAGUUCGUCGUUAGAAACAUCGUCGAAGCAGCUGCCGUCCGUGAUAUCACCGAGGCUUCCGUCUAUGAACGUAUGUUGCAUUUUACUUUUUUAUUCUUGAGUUUAGGAUUAGGUAUAUCUAAAAUGUUGGCAUACGGGCUUUUUGAUUGAAAUGUUUUUUUUUGCACGAAUUAGUAUUGUUUCAAUCGAGGGUAAUGUUAAUGCACUUAUCUCUUAACGAUUUGUUUCAAAGUUUGUCUUGUUUGGAACACCGGAGAUGAUUCUAUAUGAAAACGUUAUGAAAAUCUUUAUUAUUUCAGAAUACCCACUUCCAAAGCUCUACCACAAGCUCCACUACUGCGUGUCGUGCGCCAUUCACUCCAAAGUUGUGCGUAACCGUUCCCGUGAAGCCCGUCGUGACAGAGAUCCUCCACCACGAUUCGGCCGUCGCCCCAAUGAACGUUUCCCAGCUCGCCCAACUACGGCCGCCACCGCCGCUGCUCGUUAA
Molecule: messenger RNA, 598 nt
Organism: Bursaphelenchus xylophilus (pine wood nematode)
Lineage: Eukaryota; Metazoa; Nematoda; Chromadorea; Rhabditida; Aphelenchoididae
Source: the annotation of a GenBank genome assembly